AUGAGUCAUCAGCGGCUGCGCACCAACUUGUGCUUUUCUCUCCUCAACCGUCAUCUGCUGGCCCUGCUCAGCCUCUGCAACUCUCCCUCUCUGCCAUCCAUCCCGAAAUACCUGUUUAAAGUCAUGCCCACACCGGAUUUUCCUAAGCUACCUGACGGUUUUCCUGGGCGAUUGGAGUACAAGGAGGACAAAUGGGUGUACUUUUCUUUGGCAUAUCCGUAUGGGAUCCCUGCUUGGGUCAUCACUGAGCUGCCAGGCGAGUGGGUGCACAUCCCUAACCGUCCAGAGUCCUAUCCUCCCAUCAUCCGUCUCAACGACCACCCUCUCAAUCCUCACCGGGGAGAUCCCACUGGCAAUUGCUACCUCUACAUUAUAGACAACAGCAAGCUUGCUGCUGCUGCCACAACUGCGAGGAAGCCAACGGAGUGGAACCUACCGCAUGUUGCAGAGGAGCAUGUGUUGGACAUAGGAUGGUUGCGUCUGCGUGGCCGUGACACAAUGCUGGGCCUUGCUGCCUACCUUAACGUGUCACAACGUGCUGCUUUCUGGUUGCAGGCCUUGGUGCGUGCCUCCAUUGUGGCACAGAAGGACAUGCCUGUCCCACUUGUGCAGCGUUACCUCAACUCUUGCAGCCGUGUGAUGGGGCCACGUGAGAAGUGCUCGCGUCAGGUGCCUGUCAAGGCAGCAAAUGGGGAGUGGAUCAAGGGCACCGAGUUCGAGCGACUUGUGCUGAGCAAGGGCCUGAAGGGUACCAAGGACCGUAAGCGCAUCUAUGCCAUCACGCAGUCCCAGCAGGUGCAGAAUGGUGUUCUGGCACCCAACGUGGAGGCUAAAUCAUUCACUGGAGGGGAUGGUGAGGAUGCUGAGAUCCGUAGAGAGCUUGCAAAGGUGGGCGGUGAGCUGGGUGUACACAUCAUCCGCACUGUCCAGCCUGAGCUUUACCACCGUUUGGAGUUGCAUGCUAAGCUCCUGGGGUACUUCCGCCCUGGGACCAUGAGCAACGUCUGCUUUGGUGGAAGCCAGCUGAAUGUCUCUACGCCUGACUACCUUGAUAAGCUCCAGAAAGGACCCAUGGACUUGUCUGACAGUCUGGGUUUCUUUGGCGGCGUGCAUCAAGACGAGCAUGACUCCAUAGGUGCAAUGUCUGUCAUGACCGUUUUCUCAAAGUUGCACGCGGGCAUCCACCCCGGGCUCUUCCUCUUCCCUGAGUGUUACGCGUUUGUGCGGCUGCCGAACGGGUUCACAGAGGAUGAGUCAGAGAGGUCUAGCCUACUCUCUGUCUUGUUCUCUGGCCUUCAUUGGCACAUGGGAAUGAGCCCGUAUGUCUCUGACAAUAUUGCACAGGACGCUGUGCGUCUAAACCAUGUCAUGUACCCCAUGAGCCGUGUCAUGGAUGGGAACUCCAUGCUUGCGCUUGGUGCAGUUGGGCAGAAGGCCAUCAACAUCCCGCCUGAGAUGUACAAUCCAACGUAUGACCGCGACCACAAGAUCUACAGUAACUACCUCAACUACGCUGUUGAUGGUCUCAACAUUGGAGACAGGCACACUGUUGCGUCUUUCAUGGUGCACCAGCUGUAUAACCUUGUCUUCCAUCUUUGGCGUCAAGCCGAUGUUGGUCCUUCUCUUAACCCAGACGUGUUCUUCAGCGCGUUUUCUGCGGUUGAUGAGGAGGGCCAGUGCAUCACAUUCACUGACACGGACUUGGUCCCUGUCCUUGAACAUCGGCCUGAUGAGCCUGAGUACGUGCAUGAAACCAUCCUUGCACGCGCUCAGGCUUGGAGGGAGUGGAAGGAGCACAAGCUGCGUUAUGCGGCUGUCAUUCCACGAGCCACAUAUGACAAUCGCAUUGUGGACCUCCGCAAAGAGAUGGGGACUGAGAACCCUGCACCUGUUCCCAUUACACGUCCCAGAAGAUCCCAGCAACCCAAGAAAGCUCCUGUGCCGUCCAAGGGCAAGAAGGCGAAGCCUAAGCCCAAGUCCAAGCCAGCCAAGGGCAAGAAGUGUGCUCACGCAGAGGUGGAGGAUGGUAUGGAUUCUGAUGAGAGACCUGCCCAACGAGCACGUUUGGACUUAGAAAAUGGAGAUGACCCUACAGUGUCUGACAGAGAGGAUGGUCAAUCCCUGCUGUAUGUGCCUCUGGAUGCACUUAUGGUCCCUCCAAAGUUGUCUGCACGCACUGCAGAUGAGUCUGAGUCCGAAGAUGAAGAUGACGAGGAUGAGACCCAGGAAGCUCCUGUCUUGUCUCCUGCAGCUCAGUCAUCAGGAAGUGCAAGUGCAAAGUCGUAUGUGGUUGCUCUCUCGCUGUUCACUGCAGCAAAGUUCCAGGCUGCAAACCAGAUGCUGCGCAAUGUUGCCAGUGUUCUGCAGUCUGAGGAUUCAGCUGCCGGAUCUGUUUCACGCCAGCUUCUUGAUGGCCUGCUUGAUGCUAUGGAGAGCAAGGACUCUGCAGCUGCGCGCUCUGUUGGGUUUGCAGUUUUGCUGCAACGUAACUGGUCUGCACAGACAAGGUACGAGCGGGAUGACUCCCUGCAGCACCUCAAGCGCGCGGUUCUUAGGUCUGAAAUAAUGAUGAUGAACUACUAUGCUUGGCUCUGGCUGGACUGUGUUCCUGUCAACUACUGCUCAAGGUUUCUCUCAUCCUCUGCUCCCUCCGCUGCUGCCAAUGACUGGCUUGGCCGUCUUGCCAUUGCGGUGAACGAUGGCUUCAAGUCGUAUGACUUGGUCACUCUCCAGCGCCAGGACUUCCUUCCUGAUCUUCCCCCCCAUUCCAUCACCAUGCCAAGAGCUCGUUUCACCGCUGAUCGGCGUUACACUGCAUCCAUCGACUUCAUUCAGCGCACCCUGCGCACAUGGCUGGACUUCCCAAAGAAUUCCUC
Molecule: messenger RNA, 2876 nt
Organism: Rhodofomes roseus
Lineage: Eukaryota; Fungi; Basidiomycota; Agaricomycetes; Polyporales; Fomitopsidaceae
Exons: 15
Source: RefSeq, a predicted model, not a curated record